Molecule: messenger RNA, 2266 nt
Organism: Diprion similis
Lineage: Eukaryota; Metazoa; Arthropoda; Insecta; Hymenoptera; Diprionidae
Product: protein hunchback
Exons: 3
Coding region: 1-1917 (638 amino acids)
Biological process (GO): regulation of transcription by RNA polymerase II
Cellular component (GO): nucleus
Molecular function (GO): DNA-binding transcription factor activity, RNA polymerase II-specific; RNA polymerase II transcription regulatory region sequence-specific DNA binding
Source: RefSeq, a predicted model, not a curated record
AUGAGAGGUAACUGGACCACGGAAGAUCCGGUCACGGCUCCUCCGAUGGAUCAGCAGCAGAUAAACGUCGAGUCCCAGCAUUCGCCAGCCACGCCCGCCUGGAAUAUCAGCGACAAAAUCGUGAAGGAGGAGCCGCAGGAGGACAAAAACAAUGACUCCGGGGUGUCGCCGGGUCACUACACGAGCAACUCGGUGUCCCCAAGGAGUCGACGUUCGUCUUCAACGGCGAACGGAAGCCUGUCACCUGGAAGUGCGACGUCACAGGACUCGAACGCGACGCAGUACGAAUACAGCCCCCAGAGAAUAUUCAAAUCUUGCGCUUCGCCCGUUGGAUUUCCCCACGCCAACGGCGCGAGGUCGCCGAAAUUGUCCGCGGCCUACGUCGACGACAUCAGCCAACGGAACAACAGCUUCGCGCAGGCUGACCAACCCCUCGACAUGGUGUCCAGCACCAUGAAACCCGACCACGACGAGGCAGCCAUUAUGCAGUGCCCGAUUUGCCCCUUCAGCACUGCUCAUAGAUUGCAGUUCAACGAUCACUUGACGGCCCAUUCUUCAUCAAAAUUCGACACGCCGGACUUUUCGAAUUCGUCUUACGCGCACGUGAGUUCAUUGUCCGAGGACGGAGCGCGAGGUUCUCCAAGUCAGGGUGAGCGGUCCGAGCAGGAGUUCGACGAGACGGAUGAACCAGGCUUGCGAGUGCCGCGAGUAAACUGCCAAGGCAAGGUGAAGACGUUCAGAUGUAAGCAGUGUAACUUCGUGGCGAUAACGAAGCUCGAAUUCUGGGAGCACAGCAGGGGCCACAUAAAGGCUGAGAAGUUGCUGACCUGCCCGAAGUGUCCCUUCGUAACGGAGUACAAACACCACCUCGAGUACCACCUGAGGAACCAUUUUGGCUCGAAGCCGUUCAAGUGCGACAAGUGCCCGUAUUCCUGUGUCAACAAGUCGAUGCUUAACAGUCAUCUCAAGUCCCACUCGAACGUCUAUCAGUAUCGAUGCGCCGAGUGUUCAUACGCCACCAAAUACUGUCACUCGUUGAAGCUCCACCUGAGAAAGUACUCCCACAAACCAGCAAUGGUUCUGAACCCAGACGGUUCUCCGAACCCGUUGCCCAUCAUCGACAUCUACGGGACCAGACGCGGACCGAAGCAGAAGACCCCAAAGACGCCUGACGAUUCGGGGAACAAAAUGGCCGGCGUCAUCUCAGCACAGAUUCAGGGAAAUCCAUUCGCCAUUGAUCAUCAUCAUCAGCAGGUGCAGAUUGGAAUGCGGCAGAUGAAUUACGGGCAGUUUUUCUCCGCUGUUAAUCUGCCGGUCAACUUCCUCCAGCAGAUACACGACAACAAAAACGAGAUCCGGAAACUGGAGGAGUUAAAAUCCUUCGAUCUAUUUUCCCGGGAGAAGAACGACGAUUUCGGAGCUCAGAGGGACGCGAUGUUGAUCUCACCGAGCGAUUUUUCCGUCGGGAAUCCAAAGGACCCCGAGUCUCCGGCGGAACCGAGUCCUCUGGAUCUUAGCAAACCGGAAAUUGAACGGAAUUCUAAGACAAAUUCAAACGUCAAAAGCGGAGGAACCAGCAGGCGCAAGGGAAAGGCCUUUAAAUUGGACAAAUUGAUGCUCGCUCAGGAGUCGGAUGACGAGACUUCCGACUCCACUUCGAAUCCUGCGACCGAUCAGCUCCGAGCAUUGACCCCCGACGCUCAGCAAGCGAAGGUUAGUCAGGAAAUCACUUCCGGUGGCGCUGCUGCGGACUACAAUUGCCAGUACUGCGAAAUCGCCUUUGGCAACGUCGUUAUGUACACGAUGCACAUGGGAUAUCAUGGGUACAAGAAUCCAUACACUUGCAACAUGUGCGGACACGAGUGCGUCGACAAAGUUUCGUUCUUUCUGCACAUCGCGAGGUCUUCGCACUCAUGAUUAUCGAUCGAAAUCAUUACUUUCUUUUCCCGAUUAUUUUGUUGUUAUUAUUCUACCUUCAUUUUUUCUUUUUUCCGUCAUUUUUUUUUUUUUUUUUUCAUUUUCAUUUUUUUUUUUUUUUACUCUCGUGUGUAUCUAAUCAAAGCAUAUUUUCGUUUCCCGGUAUAUAUUGUACGAAAAAACGAUCGUCAGCUCAAAAUGCUCGCCUUGAAGAAUAAAAAAAAUUUGUUUCAACGUUAACGUCAUACGAAAAUAAUGGCGAAAAAAUUUCGAAACGAUCAUUGUAACCGAAUAAAUAACGAUUGGUUUACACUUAACUUUUGGACUGUUCAAAACUAGCUUGAAUUUC